UCGGCGCAGGGCCGGAGCGAGCCCCGUCCCCCGCCAAUGUUGUUUUCGCCGAGUGGAGCUGCUGGUGUUGUUGGCGGCGGCGCCAUAUUGGAAGGGACGAUCCCCCGUUAGCGAGAAGCCCCUUAGCGCUGGCCUCGCCGCCGCCAUGCUGUACCUGGAGGACUAUCUGGAAAUGAUCGAGCAGCUACCCAUGGAUCUGCGCGACAGGUUCACCGAGAUGCGCGAGAUGGAUCUGCAGGUGCAGAAUGCAAUGGAUCAGCUAGAACAAAGAGUAAAUGAAUUUUUUAUGAAUGCAAAGAAAAACAAACCUGAAUGGAGAGAAGAGCAAAUGACGUCAAUCAAAAAGGAUUACUAUAAAGCUUUGGAAGAUGCAGAUGAGAAAGUACAAUUGGCAAAUCAGAUUUAUGACUUGGUAGACCGGCACUUGAGAAAGUUGGACCAAGAACUAGCUAAAUUUAAAAUGGAACUUGAGGCAGAUAAUGCUGGGAUUACAGAAAUACUAGAAAGACGUUCUCUGGAACUGGAUACACCAUCACAGCCAGUGAAUAACCAUCAUGCCCAUUCACACACUCCAGUAGAGAAAAGAAAGCAUAAUCCAUCUUCUCACCAUAGUACAACAGAUCACGUUCCUGAAAAGAAGUUUAAAUCUGAAGCUCUUUUGUCUACUCUCACUUCAGAUGCCUCUAAAGAAAAUACACCAGGGUGUCGAAACAGUAAUUCAUCAUCCUCUUCCAACAAUGCAUACAAUGCAAACUCUUCUCAGCCACUGGCAUCAUAUAACCUGGGCUCAUUAUCUUCAGGAUCUGGAGCUGGUGCUAUUACCAUGGCAGCAGCUCAAGCAGUGCAAGCCACAGCACAGAUGAAGGAAGGAAGAAGAACAUCCAGCUUAAAAGCCAGCUAUGAAGCCUUUAAGAACAAUGACUUUCAACUUGGGAGAGAAUUUUCAUUAUCUAGAGACUCAACUGGAUAUUCAUCAUCAGCUCUGGCAUCUACAUUAACACAAACGUUAAGUUCAUCAACCACAGAUUCACGGAGUGGUAGAAAAAGCAAAAACAACAACAAGUCUUCAAGCCAGCAGUCCUCAUCAUCAUCCUCAUCUUCAUCUCUGUCAUCGUGUUCUUCAUCGUCUGCUUUAGCACAAGAACUAUCUCAGCAAACAGCAGCAAUACCAGAGUCUGAUUCUAACAACCAAGUUGAUUGGACCUAUGAUCCAAAUGAGCCACGUUACUGCAUUUGUAAUCAGGUGUCCUAUGGUGAAAUGGUGGGCUGCGAUAACCAAGAUUGUCCAAUAGAGUGGUUCCAUUAUGGCUGUGUUGGAUUGACAGAGGCACCAAAAGGGAAAUGGUACUGUCCACAGUGUACUGCUGCAAUGAAGAGAAGAGGCAGUAGACAUAAAUAAGUUUCUUCAUUUGGAAAACAAAUGACAUCCUAAAGAUUUUAUAGAGGACUUUAACAAAUCACAUUUUGCAACCACUUAAAGAAGGAUUAAUAUAGCAAUCAUAAGAUCUUGAACUAUUAGUUUUGCUAGUUGUGUUUUAAUAUUGUAAGUAAAUUAUUUAUGCACUACGAUGUGUUAUAAAUAUUAUUCCUGUUAGCCUUGGAUUCUUCCAGUGGCCAACAUAUGCAGACAUUUGUACUCUCAAACCAUUUUCUCAGAGCAGUGGGCAUUCUACAAUAAUUCAGUCUUCAAAGAAUUCUAACAAGAGGAGAUUUUAAAUGUAUGUUUUAUAUUCAACAGGCAUAUUCUGCUGCAUGUACUUUACUCAAGAGCUGUUAUAUAACAGUAUGUAUAUAAAUGGUGCAAAAAGUCAGUGUAUCUAAAAAGAAUAUAAGGCAGUUGUUUUUAUAAUGCCUUUAUAGCUUUGUUUCUUUGUGAAACUAAAUUCAGCAGGCUGAAGAAAAUGGUUCUUGUAUAAAGCGGGCUGGUGUCCUCUAGAGUACUUGGGUACAUAAAAACAAACUCCUGUAGAGUAAAAACAGAUUUGUGCCAUUAGUCUUUAUAUGUCUCUGCACCGAACAGGGUGCAGAUCAUAAGAAAAAGGGUGUUAAAGUGAUAAAUUUUUUAUACCAAAUGUGUUUAUUUUUUUGUGCAAGUAAUCCUUUAAAUUGGAAUUGUAUUAGGUGUUAAAAUUUAAAAAAAACAAAAACCAAGAAACUCAGAUGUUGAUAUUGAUGCUUUGCAUACUUUGUUGGAAAAGAAUAAAACCUCAGAAUUAAUGUCACUCUCA
Chelonoidis abingdonii (Abingdon island giant tortoise) is the source of this 2228-nucleotide messenger RNA. It is a transcript of the gene ING3, whose product is annotated as inhibitor of growth family member 3. Gene Ontology annotation, cellular component: NuA4 histone acetyltransferase complex. The record is from RefSeq and is a predicted model, not a curated record. NCBI's taxonomy places the organism in Eukaryota, Metazoa, Chordata, Testudines, Testudinidae.